GUGCUCUGAAUUACAAGCUAUCGGGCCGACCGCGGCCCCACCGCCAGUUGGCCGAUUGUCAUCAGAUAAAAAAUCGUGACACUAAUAUUUAGACGCUUUCAGACGCUCCUCUCGUGGCGAUGUUGAAUUCCGUGGCGCCGUGAAACGACAAAACAUUUCAAAUCAUUCCGAUAGUGCCCUAGACUAAACCAGUGUUCCCGAGCGACCGUCCCAGUACCAGGGCGUCAUCGUCGCACCAUGGAGGUGUGCUGCUUGAAAAUGGCAUCCAGAUGCAGACCGACGCGCCCAAUUAAGGAUAUAACGCAGCUUUCGUCGGCCGGCUCCUCGCACGACUGUGGCGCACUGUCACGGGUCGUGAUGGUCAGAAAGACCGACCAGCGCGUCAUCAAUCACAAGGGCAGUCUGAAGGAUCCACUGUGCGAGGUGAUUACGAUGGAGACGAUACAGACGUACAAGGGCCACAAACCGGACCGGACGGUGGUGUUCAAGGAGAAGUACGAUCUCACCGGCAACGACAUGUCGAAGUCGCUCUCGACCGGCAAGCUGGCCGCCGGAUCACCGCGCCUCUCGAUCUCGCCGCUGCGCACCAUCCUGACGACCAGCGCGGAACUCGAGCGGACCCGGAGCGCCACACCGAGCGAUCGGAACAACAACACGGCGGCCACCGUGGCCACCAUCAAAGCUAGUCCCAAAGUGAAGCAGCAAUCUCUCGGCCUCCGGCCCAAGUCGCUCGAUCGGAGCAACAACAAUCAGUUCGGGGUCGGCAGUCCGCUGUCGGCCAAGAGUCCCUCGAUCGUCGGGACGCUCCGUCAGAGCGGAGGAUCGCUGGCCGGCUCGCAGACGUCCCUGCUGCGGAGUCCGCUGUACGGUGAGUUCGAGCGCGAGUGCCUGAAGGCCCACAACGAGUACCGAUCGCGCCACGGUGUGCUGCCGCUGAAGCUCAGCAAGCGCCUCUGCCGGUACGCCGAGGAAUGGGCCAAGGUGAUCGCGGCCCGCGGCGUCCUGGUCCACCGGAGCAACUCGCAGUACGGGGAGAACAUCUUUUGCUCGUGGAGCUCCACCAACACGAACGUGACGGUCAGCGGACGGGAACCGGUCGAGAAUUGGUACAGCGAGAUCGACAUCCACGUGUUCGGCAAGGAACCGGCAACCCUCAAGACGGGCCACUUCACGCAGGUCGUCUGGAAGGACUGCCGCGAGUUGGGAAUCGGUAUGGCACGGAACCGCUCCGGACAGGUGUUUGUGGUCGCAAAUUACGACCCACCGGGGAACUACAUCGGGAGCUUCGCAAAGAACGUGCCCCCGGUCGGUGGGUUCGAGGUACCGAAAAUCAUCGUCGAAAAGCCGGCAACAGAAGGCACGAUCGCGAACGGAGCACUCAAGACCACCAUCCGACGGCAGUCGGCGACGGUGGCCGGAGUGGUGAAGACCGAGAAGCACGUGCGAAUCGUCGACGAAAAUGAUCCGGAUCAGUUUGAUGAGUUUUCGGUGGGCAUGCUGAAGCACCACAACGAGUACCGGCGGCGGCACGGCGUUCCGGACCUAAUUCUGCACAAGGAGCUCGUCCGGGAUGCGCAGCAGUGGGCCGAGAUACUGGCCCGGGACGAUCGGUUCACCUACCGGCAGAACUCGAGGUACGGCGAGAAUCUGUACUGCCUGUGGUCGUCGGAUCGGAACGCGCGGCCCAACGCGCGCGACGUGUGCCGAUCGUGGUACGAGGAGGUAAAGCAGUACACGUUUACCGCGGAGCCCCGCGGCAUCGUCAAGGGUGGCCAGUUCACGCAAAUGGUGUGGAAGGGCACCAAGGAGCUCGGCGUCGGGAUCGGUCAGACCCGGAGCGGCAAGGUGAUCGUCGUCUGUACCUACUAUCCGCGCGGGAACGUCGUCGGCCAGUUUCUGGCCAACGUGAGCAAAGCCCGUUAAACGCACACGGCGCGCGCAUUUGGAGCACACCACAAACCGUACCUACCACAGAGAACCUUUCGAGAUAAUCAGGAAACUUCGGAAGCCUUAACAAUCGCAAAGAAUGGGCCGUCCUCCGCUAGCACCGUUUACAGUCCCGUUUACGCACGCACGGACAGAGCGCAGUUCUAUUUUUCUAAACCGGAAUUUGCAAUCCUAGCCCCCGCCCC
Messenger RNA from Anopheles cruzii, 2132 nucleotides. RefSeq lists its product as uncharacterized. Bases 238 to 1923 code for a protein of 561 amino acids. The transcript is spliced from 5 exons. The record is from RefSeq and is a predicted model, not a curated record. NCBI's taxonomy places the organism in Eukaryota, Metazoa, Arthropoda, Insecta, Diptera, Culicidae.